CCGGGCCAGGCCCGCCCCUUCCUCCGCGCCGCGCCCGCAGCCGCGAUCGGGAUCCGGGAGCGGCUCCGCCAUGCCGAAACACGAGUUCUUCGUGGACAUGACCUGUGAGGGCUGUUCCAAUGCAGUCACCCGUGUCCUGCACAGGCUGGGAGGUGUCAACUUUGAUAUUGACCUGCCCAACAAGAAGGUGUACAUUGACUCAGAGCACAACGUUGACACCCUCUUGGAAACCCUCAAGAAGACUGGAAAGAAUGCUUCCUACCUUGGGGAGAAGUCUGCACAGUAGCCUUGCCUGGUGUGAGGAGCUAGGAACGCAAUCAUGACUUCAGCAAAAAGAUGGCUUAACAGUCUGCAUGUGUCCCAGCUUGCUGUGUCAUUUGACCUUUGCCAGAUGUCAGAAAGCAGAGGGCUGGCAGGAGGAGACAGCUGGGCCUUGUUCUCCAGAAGUGGAGAGGGCUGGGGGAGGAGGUUGUGUGGUGUUUCUAGUCCCACAGUAAAUCAAGGCACUGCUUUUAA
Molecule: messenger RNA, 516 nt
Organism: Melozone crissalis (California towhee)
Lineage: Eukaryota; Metazoa; Chordata; Aves; Passeriformes; Passerellidae
Gene: ATOX1
Product: antioxidant 1 copper chaperone
Exons: 4
Coding region: 71-286 (71 amino acids)
Biological process (GO): copper ion transport
Cellular component (GO): cytosol
Molecular function (GO): metal ion binding; copper chaperone activity
Source: RefSeq, a predicted model, not a curated record